AUGAGGAAAAAAAGCAACCCACCGAGGGAUUCGACUCAAGAAACUCGCACAUCUAAUGAAGCAACAGCCAGUGGAGGCUCGCACCGACCCCGUGGCGUCCGUCGGUUGCUGAAGACAGUGAAGGACACCUUGAGGGAUUCCCUUAACCGCGGCUCUGUUCCCCCGGAUGUGGAUCAUCAAAGUGCUUCAUCGACCUCGAAUAUCAUCGAGGUUGCUCCGUCUGGCAUAGAAGUGGAGGCUGAAUCCCAAUCGGCACUUCAGCAUGCUCAACAAUCUGCAAGACAGAUGCAUUCGCUUUCGGGACGUGUGAUAACCGUGACGUCUGCUGCCCAAGACGCACAAGCAGAUCUCACCGCUGCUGACGGUUUCCAGGACACAUAUCUCAAACCCCUCAAAAUAUUCGACGAUGUUAUAGGAAAGAUUGCGAAUGUACAUCCAUAUGCAAACAUGGCGCUGGGCGUGCUGUCCUGUGCAGCUAAAAUUAUUAUAGCUCAAGCGGAUCGCGACGCAGCGGUACUCGAACUUCUCAACAAGUUGGGUGAAGUUUACAGCUUCAUAACACAAGACAAGAUGCUUGGCCAAAUUUCGUCGAUGCACGCUAUCCUCGGAAAGAUUUCUCAGCAGACUCGUGAAUAUUACCAAUUUUUGUGA
Molecule: messenger RNA, 651 nt
Organism: Suillus bovinus
Lineage: Eukaryota; Fungi; Basidiomycota; Agaricomycetes; Boletales; Suillaceae
Exons: 7
Coding region: 1-651 (216 amino acids)
Source: RefSeq, a predicted model, not a curated record